Molecule: messenger RNA, 1866 nt
Organism: Podospora anserina S mat+
Lineage: Eukaryota; Fungi; Ascomycota; Sordariomycetes; Sordariales; Podosporaceae
Exons: 3
Coding region: 1-1866 (621 amino acids)
Biological process (GO): protein peptidyl-prolyl isomerization; protein folding
Molecular function (GO): protein binding; peptidyl-prolyl cis-trans isomerase activity
Source: RefSeq, a predicted model, not a curated record
AUGGCGGACAACACCAACGAUGAGGACUUGAAGUCCAACAAGCGCAGCCAUGCAGAAUUCACAGAAAAUGAUGGUUCCGAUAGCUCUUCAGACGAUGACAUGGGACCGCAGUUGCCGUCCGCCUCAGCGCCCAAAAAGAAGCGCCGUGUUCUGCCAUACGAAAAGCUCUACAUCUCAGCCCUCCCCAAGUCGACCCGUUACUCCAAGUCCCUGAUGCACAAAGAGCAGUUGGCAUUUCUCACCAUGACACCUCUGACCGAGUUCCUCAUAACAUCGUCUGUGGAUGGCGUAGUCAAGUUCUGGAAGAAGGUCGCCGACGGCAUCGAGUUCGUGAAGGAGUUCAAGGCCCACCAGGGGGAGAUCCGCUCUGUUUCGACCAGCGCAGAUGGGAGGAGUUUUGCAACUGCCGGCCCCGACAAGACGGUGAAGCUGUUCGAUGUCAUGACAUUUGAUCUGUUAGCUGUUAUCCAGCUAGAGUAUGUGCCGCGGUGUGUAUGCUGGGUUCACAAGAAAGGCGCUUCUCUUCCUCUGCUAGCCAUAUCCGAUGAUAGCCAAAAGCCUGGCAUCCACAUCUACGACGGACGGGGUGAAAACCUGACCCCUAUUCAUACCAUCACCGGUCUUCACCGCAGCCCCGUCUCCCUGAUGGCUUUCAACGACCAUUACGACUGCGUAAUAUCGGUCGAUGAGGGAGGCAUGAUUGAAUACUGGCAGCCCGGAGGAUCUUAUCAAAAGCCUGACAACGUCUUUGAGUACAAGAGCUCAACGAAUCUGUUUGACUUCAAGAAAGCAAAAUCCAUACCGACCUCGCUCACGCUAUCGCCAGAUGGGAGUCGCUUCGCCACAAUAUCCUUCCCUGACAGGAAAAUCCGCCUCUUCGACUUUGCCUCAGCCAAGCUUCAACGCACCUAUGAUGAGUCCCUUCAGGUCAUUGAGGAAAUGCAACAAGCUGGAACAGCGAUACAGAAGCUUGAUCCAGUCGAGUUUGGUCGCCGGUUAGCAACGGAACGGGAAAUCGAAUCCCCAGCUCUCCGCGACAAAUUCAACCUCAUCUUCGAUGAAUCUGGUCACUUUCUCCUCUAUGGCUCUUACCUGGGUGUCAAGGUGCUCAAUACAUUCACAAAUAAAGUGGUAAAAGUGUACGGCCGGGAGGAACAUUAUCGUCCACUAGCACUGGCCCUCUACCAGGGUCAGCCUCAGAAGAAGGGGGUCACUACGAUAGCCAUGGCGGCAUCCAGCAACCCGCUUCUUCAAGAAUCCGAAACAAGGGAUCCCAUAUUGAUCACCACGGGCGUGGGCAAGGUCCGGUUUUACAUGUUCACCAAUGACGAGGAAUUCUCCAAGUCAACCAGAGAUGUUCAAAACGAGAAACCCACGAUUCUAGGGGCAAAGAAGACGGAGCAAAAGAAGGUCGCCGAGACGGGCACAUCGGCGGUCAUCCACACCACAUACGGUGAUAUUCAUAUUCGACUCUUCCCGGAUGCAGCUCCCAAGGCCGUGGAGAACUUCGUGACGCAUUCAAAACGCGGCUACUACAACAACACCAUCUUCCAUCGUGUGAUUCGUAAGUUUAUGAUUCAGGGUGGUGACCCUCUGGGAGAUGGAACCGGUGGUGAAAGUAUCUGGGGGAGAGAGUUCGAGGAUGAAUUUAGCACAUUGAAACACGACAAGCCAUACACGGUUAGUAUGGCGAAUGCUGGCCCCAAUACCAACGGGAGCCAGUUCUUUAUUACCACUGAGAAAACACACACGAUAUUUGGACGCGCCGUUCAAGGUCUUGAUGUCAUCCACAGGAUCGAAAAUGUCAAGACCUACAAAGAGAAACCAGCGGAGGACAUCAAGAUUGUCAAUAUUGACAUUUCGUAG